AUGGCGGCCGCAGCAACUCAUGUCGACGAAUUGGUGAAGGAAUAUUUAUUACAAAGAGGACUUACAGCUUCUUUCCGGGCUUUUGAGCUCGAAUUAAAAAAUGAAAAAGAGAAAGGACUUCGGGUGGAUAAAUUACUUGACCAAUUGCAGCAGUAUAUUUCGUCUUAUGAUUUGGUCAGUUUACGAGAUUACUGGGCUCGGCUCAAUACCCGCCUCUUCUCUCGGCUUGACCAGCGCUACAUGGCUGGUGUCCGGAAGAUGGAGGUGGGCUUGCUCAAGUUCUACCUCGUUUUUGCCGCACAGAAUAACAAGCAUGAUAAAGUCAUGGAGUUUUUUGAAAAGAUGACACCAGAGUUGCAGAGUCAAUCUGAGUUUCGAGAAUGGUUUAUUUUCCCAUUUGUCCGCAAUCCUGAGGAUCAUCCUGUUUUUUCAAUGCAUUUUACACGACAUUGGCAGGAGACCUAUUUCUUGUCUUUGCACAACUUCCUCAGCACAGUCCUUCAGGUGAUUCCUCGUCCAGCCUUGUUAUGCUUUGAUGAGGAUACAAUACUAAAGAAAAAGAUUUUGCAAGAAAAUGAGAUGUUAAAAAUGAAGCUUCAUGCCCAGGUACAAGCCGAAGCAGCCAAACACUCCAACAUGGGUGAACGUAGACACACCAUGCCAGUUGACACUGCCCACACAUCUAACGAAUUGGUUUUUGAUUUUUCAGGAUUAUCAGAUGAUUCCUUGUCAGAGAAAAGUCAGAAGCAAGGCAAGCGAUUUGCUCUCAAUUUUACCUCCUCUCCAUUAUUGGGCAAAAAGUCAAGUGGCUCUCGAAAAACAGAAGCCAAAGAUGUUCCUCAAAGUUCCAAGAGUCGCAAUAGCCAAUCAGCAAGCACUGCCAAUACAAGUCAAGCAUCUUCCUCAAAUGUCCUUAGAAUAGGCUCUGCUGGAAAUGUAUCUGGAUCCCCAUCACACAUGGAUGAAAACUCACCUGUGAUUAGCUCUCGUUCCCGACGCCAGGUGGAGGAGUAUGAAAAACAGCGACGUGCACUGCUAGGUCAAGGAGAUCUCAAUCGUAGCAGAGAUAAGUGUCCAAGUGAAGGAGAGAUUAGUGCUACACCUCGAAGUCAUGGCUCUCCCAAUCUGAGUGGAUCUACCCGUAGCAGCAGUCAGGUUGAUCUUGAUGCAAAUUGUUCCUCUCCAGAUGUGCGUUCUUCUGCGGGGUCAUCUCCUUCAGCUUCUGGCAGUGGCAGUGGUGGAGGAAGUGGUACUCCAGGAACAGGAGACAGAAGAUAUAUGUUUCAGAUGUUAGAUGAUGGAGAAAAUUCUGGUGCUUCAGCCUUAGAUGGAGGUCAGAAAGGGGAAUGGGAGGGAAGUGAUCAAAUAGAUGCUGCCAAACAACGGCUGAGGGUGGAUGACAUCCAAGACAAUAGAAAUGAGAGUCCUUUUAUAUUACUUAGUCAGGAAGAAUACACUGAACAUCGCUCCGGUAUUUGUUACUGUCGAUUUAGUAAUUCUGGUCAAUAUGUGGCCAGUUUAGAUGCUGAUGGAGUUGUCAAAGUUUGGACUUGGAGUCCACAGCCUUCAACAAAGGCCACAUGUAUGGCCAAAUCUCCAUUCUUAUCUUUGGAAUGGUCACAAAAAUCAGAUCGUCUGUUGUUGUUAGGUAAUCGUUCUGGCAACAUCCGUCUCUUUGAUGUAAAAGAUAAAAAGUCUGUAGUGGAUGCCUGUGCAGAUCAAAGUUAUCCAAGAAUCCGUUGUUUGUGCUGCAGUCCAACUACCCACCAGUUCAUAUGUUCUGCAACAGCCAGCAAAGCCAAGGUUGUAGGAGCCGGAGGAAAUGGAGGUCUCCAAGGAACUGGAAGGAUUGGACGUUUGUCUGUUUGGAAUCUUAAAACUAUGAAAAUGGAAAAAACCUUACCAAUUGAUGUUGGUCCAUUGGCUGUAAACUGCUGUGCAUUUAACCAUAAUGGGCAGCUGUUGAUUGUCGGAGCUGUUGAUGGUGCAAUCAGAUUGUUUGACAUGCAGCAGCAAAGGUCAAUAGCCAAAUGGACAGCACAUGAUGGAGAAGUUCUUUCACUUCAGUUCAGCUCUGAUGAAACAUCUUGUUAUAGCAUGGGCCUGGAUAAUAAGUUUUAUCAGUGGAGCAUCCAUAAGCCAGGAAAGAAACUUGCUGAAUUUGCUGUCUUUCACACUGCUACUUCCCCUAUCAUAAUUAAUGGGCCAAUGGGAACACGGGAAGUUCUGCAUGGAAAGUCAUUUGCCUUUGACAGUGAAGGUCAAUAUAUGCUUACCUGUGACAAAAAUGAUGGCGUUAUUUAUCAGAUGCAUCGUGAAGGCAUGUCUGAAAGUUGUGCAGAAAAAGUCCUAUCACUGCAGGGCCAUAAAGGUUUGGUGACAACUGUAGAUUGGUCACCUUCCAUUGACACACGUGUCUGUUUAACAGGAUCCCUUGAUGGCAAAGUCAAAAUAAGCACACUCCUCCCAAACUGA
Molecule: messenger RNA, 2475 nt
Organism: Acanthosepion pharaonis
Lineage: Eukaryota; Metazoa; Mollusca; Cephalopoda; Sepiida; Sepiidae
Source: the annotation of a GenBank genome assembly